UCUAAUGAAUUUUAUAAAUCCGACAAACUUGAUGAAUCUAAUAAACCGGAUAGAUUUGGUGAGCCCGAUAAAUCUAAUGAAAAAUCACAAAUAAUUAGUGAAUUUAUGGCUGCUGAUAUGAAAAUCCCAGAGCUUUCAAAAAAUUUGAAAGAUUUGAAAGAACACUCUGAAUAUCGAUAUACAAGUAAAUUAAUUAAUACGGAUGAAAUUGCUCAGCAAUAUAGAAAAAGAAACAACCCGUUUGACAUAUAUGGUUCCAUUCCUGUUACUAUUGCUGAAAUUCCAGUCAACAUAAUAGGUAGUCAUGGAUUGAAAAAACGGAAAUUUGGUCAGGAAUCAUAUGUUACAUGCAAUUAG
Molecule: messenger RNA, 357 nt
Organism: Racocetra persica
Lineage: Eukaryota; Fungi; Glomeromycota; Glomeromycetes; Diversisporales; Gigasporaceae
Source: the annotation of a GenBank genome assembly